GUGUAUGUUUGUUUGUGUGUAUGCGCAUGUGAUGUGUGUGUGUGUGUGUGCGUGUGUGUGUGUGUGUGUAUGUGUUGCUGUUUAUAUUUUUAUUCCUUUUAUUCGGAUAUAUGUAUGUGUGCAUGCAUGUAUGUGUGUUUGAAUGUUUAUAUAUGGAUGGGUGUAUGUGUGAAUGAGUGUGUGUUUGUGUACGUAGUGCGUAGUAUGUGCGCGUGUGUGUAUGUGUGUAUAUAUGCGUUUGUGUGUAUAUAUGUGUUUAUGUGUAAGUGUAUAUAUUUGUGUGCGUGUGUAUAA
This is a messenger RNA of Helobdella robusta, 294 nucleotides long. RefSeq lists its product as hypothetical. The transcript has 3 exons. The annotation marks the transcript as partial. NCBI's taxonomy places the organism in Eukaryota, Metazoa, Annelida, Clitellata, Rhynchobdellida, Glossiphoniidae. The record is from RefSeq and is a predicted model, not a curated record.